Molecule: messenger RNA, 3524 nt
Organism: Cyprinodon tularosa
Lineage: Eukaryota; Metazoa; Chordata; Actinopteri; Cyprinodontiformes; Cyprinodontidae
Gene: foxo3b
Product: forkhead box O3b
Exons: 4
Coding region: 404-2404 (666 amino acids)
Biological process (GO): regulation of transcription by RNA polymerase II
Cellular component (GO): nucleus; mitochondrial matrix
Molecular function (GO): RNA polymerase II cis-regulatory region sequence-specific DNA binding; DNA-binding transcription factor activity, RNA polymerase II-specific
Source: RefSeq, a predicted model, not a curated record
GUGUGAGUGGAGCCUGUGUGUGUGUGUGAGAAGCUGCGUGCUGAACAACGCGAUAUACAGUAGUAACCCAGAGUGAGGUGGCAGUCUUAUUCCACAUCGACUUGCCCCUGCGCGCAUCUUUAUCUGAGUCCAUAUCUGUGCGCAGUGGAAGAAGAGCGGAUCAGCAUGGCCCCUGGACGUGACUGUGGACAACCCACGAUCUGAUCUGGUUUCUUCUUUGUGUUGAGAUUGAUUGCACAAGGCGUUCAUUUCUGAGUAUUUGGCCUCUGCUGGGACUUCGCUUGGGUUGAACAGCAACAAAGGACGGGAGCGCGCAUUCAUGGGACGCGACUUUGACAGCUCCACGUCUGUUCUCCUAUAACUUUAUCAGCUCCCAGUAAGGACCAGAUUGAGUCUGGAGAUAAUGGCAGAGGCUCCCCUCCCUGACGCUCUUCCGGACUUGGAAGUGGCCAUUGACCCGGACUUUGAGCCACAGAAGCGGCCCCGCUCCUGCACCUGGCCGCUGCCCCGACCGGACUCCAGCGCGGUGAAACCGGAGAGCACCGAGGCAGAUAUUAUACCUGAGGAGGAGGACGACGAGGAGGACGGCUCAACCCCCGCUUCCAUCGGUGUUAAUGGCUCCACUGCUGCGACAGAGGACCAGAGCAGUAACAGCCCCGUUACCGACGGUCCGUACCCCUCCCCCGGGCAUGAGAGCGGAGACUCCCCGCUCUCCACGAACUCACCUCCGGCCCCCUCCGGCGCUCUGACCCCCAGCGGCUUGGCUGCAGCGCAGACCCCGAGGAAAGCAUCGUCCCGCCGCAACGCCUGGGGGAAUCUCUCCUACGCCGACCUGAUCACCAAAGCCAUCGAGAGCUCACCGGAGAAGAGACUGACCCUGUCCCAGAUCUAUGACUGGAUGGUGAGAUCCAUCCCCUACUUUAAAGACAAAGGCGACAGCAACAGCUCUGCAGGCUGGAAGAACUCCAUCCGGCACAACCUGUCUCUCCACAGUCGUUUCAUCCGUGUCCAGAAUGAGGGAACGGGAAAGAGUUCAUGGUGGAUGAUCAACCCAGAGGGAGGAAAGGGAGGCAAGGCUCCACGGCGCCGGGCAGUCUCCAUGGACAACAGCAACAAGUACACCAAGUCUGCCCGUGGUCGUGCUGCUGCUAAGAAGAAAGCCGCCCUGCAGGCUGCGGCUGCUGCAGCUGGGGAGGCUGGUGGAGACAGUCCGUCAGGCCCCUCUAAGUGGCCGGGGAGCCCAACAUCACGCAGCAGCGAGGACCUGGAUGCCUGGACAGACUUCCGAUCCCGAACCAACUCUAAUGCCAGCACAGUUAGCGGCCCAAUCUUAGCGAACCCUGAGCUUGACGAGGUCCCUGAUGAUGAACCUCCUCUCUCACCAAUGAUCUACUCCAGUCCUGGCAGAGCCCUGUCUCCUGGCAAUACUUUGACCAAUGGGAAGCCUGCGCCUGCUGAGCUACCUCGUCUGGCGGAUCUGGCCAAUACAAUGAACCUUAAUGAUGGAAUCACUCAAGACCUGAUGGAUGAUUUGCUGGAUAACAUCAAGCUAGAACCAACCACUUGCAGCCAGGGAAUGCAAAAUGGUUCCUCAGGAUUUAGUUUUGUGUCCAAACCCAAUGGGUUAGGGUCACCUUCCUCAACUUCAUCUCCAUCCUCCAACAACUCCCCUAAUGCAGGAGGUAAUAGUUACAGUAACUCCAUCUUUGGUCCGUACACAGGAAGCUCCUCACUGCGUACGUCCCCCAUGCAGACGAUCCAGGAGAAUAAGCAAACAUCAUUUUCAACCACUGGCAUGUCUCGCUUUUGCGGCCAAACACUACAAGACCUUCUUAACUCUGACAGCCACAAUCAUAGUGAUGUCAUGAUGACUCAGUCCGACCCAUUGAUGUCACAGGCCAGUGCUGCUGCCAUUAUUUCCCAGAACGCCCGGCGAAAUGUUAUGGUCCGUAAUGAUCCUGUUAUGACUUUUGGGACCACUGGUGGUCUUCAGGGUGGCCAUAGGGAGAUGAUCCAAACUAACAACCACAAACAGAGCACCCUCAGGUCUUUGAAUGGAGAUCUGAACCUCGUCAAUGAGGCUAAUACUUUGGCUAAUGUCAAACAACAGCUCCUACUGUCACCAAUUGGUGGAAAUGGAACUUCCUCCAUGCAGAUCGACACCUCCAUCUUUUUAAAUGGCACAGUUAGCAGCAGCGGAGGUUGUCAGGACCGCUUUCCUACAGACCUGGACCUGGACAUGUUCAAUGGUGGCAGCCUGGAGUGUGACAUGGAGUCCAUCAUUAGGAAUGAUUUGAUGGAUGCAGACGGUCUGGAUUUUAAUUUUGAGACACUGGCCAACAUGAAUGGAGUCAGCAACUUCACAAGCAGCAAGCAGACGUCCCAGAGCUGGGUGCCUGGCUGAGAUAGAAGGGGAAGAGCAGGUCUGACAUAUGAGGUGCAAAAGGAGAUCAGACAGAACCUCCCGUUUUUGCCAAACCAGCCAUCAGCACAAUGUAAAAUACAAACGCUGUGUUUACAAAAGUAAACUUCCUCUCUUGAGCUUUACCUUCACUCCCACACUGGCGAACCACAACUUACCUGAGAGACUCUAAAGAUGCUGCACCUCAGCCCACAAAGCCUCCUGUGAAAUAAAAACAAAACAAACUGAAAAAAAAAACAAUGACAUGCUUAUGAAAAACUUAUGCAAUUUUUCUUUGACGUCCAGUUAGAAGACGCAGCUUGUCCGAACUUUUGUGAGGUGGAAAUUAAGGACUAAGGGUUAGGUGAAGACAUUGGAGAUCACGGUGCAGUUGUUCCCACUAAGAGAUAAAAAAAUAAAAAAAAUCAAGACAGACUGUGGGAUGUUUUAAGGACAAAAACAAUCCAUCUGUCAAUAGUUAUUAUAUCUGUUCACUGUUUGUUUUUUGGCAUUAUUCUGUUUUAUCUUGGUUGAUCAUUUCUGUAUAGGAAAAAAAAAUCAAAAUUGGAUUUGUUUAUUGAUAAAAUGAAGAGAAUCAGACAGAGGGUCUUACUGAAUGGGUGUUGCACACAGUUUUUGCAGACACCCAAACAGACAAACUGACACUUUGCAAAAGAAAACCUCAGAAACCUUAGAUGAAAUUCAUAAAACUUAUGCCAUGCACUUAAUGUUUUUGCUUGAAGUUAAAUAACUGCGGCAUACAUAAACAUCACAUGCUUCAUCCUUGUGUACUCCAAAGUGUGCAUAAAGAAGGAGGAGAGCAAAUCUAAAAUGUAUUUUUUUUUUGUUUGUUUUUGUGAUAGCUUCUGGGGAGCUCCGUUGAGCUUGUUUAAUGCAGCCAAUGAUGUAGCUUAAAUACAUACCUGUAUCCAAGAGUUGUGAAUAUUUCCACACCACUAUGGGUGCUGUAUGAACAGUGUUGAAUCCUAUCCUGAGAGCGAGCUGCGCCUGUUGUUUUAAAAGCCACAUGUAGCGCUGGCGGAGCAGAAAAGACAACAAGAGGGUUUUUUUUCUCAGCCUCAUUCCUCUAGAAGCCACUUGUUUCUUGAGUAAAAAAAAAGAA